Phlebotomus papatasi is the source of this 1364-nucleotide messenger RNA. RefSeq names its product nitric oxide synthase-interacting protein homolog. Gene Ontology annotation, molecular function: ubiquitin protein ligase activity. Gene Ontology annotation, cellular component: nucleus. NCBI's taxonomy places the organism in Eukaryota, Metazoa, Arthropoda, Insecta, Diptera, Psychodidae. Bases 141 to 1034 code for a protein of 297 amino acids. The transcript has 3 exons. The record is from RefSeq and is a predicted model, not a curated record.
GGCCAUACUGGGAUUUUAUUGUCAAAUUGAGAGUUUGAUAUUUAGUUUUCGCGAAAAAGUGAAUAUCUUGGAAUAGAAAACCAAAUCCUACAAUAGGAUAGGAGAUUGAAUAAAUUGAAUUGAAUUGAAUUGAAUUGAAAAUGACCAGACACGCCAGGAAUUGCACUGCAGGAGCAGUGUACACGUACCACGAGAAGAAGAAGGACGCCCAGACAUCCGGAUAUGGCACAAACAGCCAGAGACUCGGAAAGGAUUCCAUCAAGAACUUCGAUUGCUGCUCUCUGUCCUUGCAGCCUUGCAGGAUUCCUGUCAUCACCAAGGACGGACACUUAUUUGACAAGGAGGCAAUUCUUCAGUACAUCAUCACGAAGAAGAAUGAGUACAGCCGGAAAUUGAAAGAGUUCGAGAAGCAGCGCAAAGAGGAAGAAGCUGAAAAAGAAGAAGACGCUGCCAGUGAGCAAAGGAAGCUCCUGGAGAAGUUCAUCAAGACAGAAACGAAAAUUGUCAGUGAAACCGUGCUGGAUGCACCAUCCACGAGCACUGCAGCCAAGGCUACUACAUCUUCCUCCAUUUCGAACAUGGUUAAUGGACGGGACAAGCAAUUGCCCAGCUUCUGGCUACCAUCCCAGGCUCCCACAGCCAAAGCAUCUAAAAUUGCGAAGCCCGACAGUACGAUUUACUGUCCAGUUUCCGGAAAGCCCAUAAAGGCUAAAGAUCUCAUUGAUGUAAAAUUCACUCCUGUCCAGGAUCCAGAUGACAAAAAAUCUCUCAUCACCAAGGAGAGUCGCUACAUGUGUCCAAUAACUCAUGAUAUUCUCAGCAAUUCUGUCCCAUGUGCAGUCCUUCGACCCACAGGUGACGUGGUCACAAUGGAGUGUGUGGAAAAAUUCAUCAAAAAGGACAUGAUUCAUCCUUUGACUAAUCAGAAACUCACAGAAAAGGAUAUCAUUCCCCUUCAGCGAGGAGGGACAGGAUAUUCCAUGACAAAUGAGAAUCUCGAAGGGAAAGAGAAGCGUCCUGCACUUCAAGCUUAAAAUCGUGCUUUUUGUAAGCUUUAUGGUGCUAUUGCAAUGAAAAAUGAACAGACUUUUUAGCACAUGAUUGUCCUAAAGUGCUUCUGCAAUAUCGACUUUUCCUUGGCUUGGUUCCUGCCAAGACUGUUUGGUGAUUUUAGAAGACAACAAGAACUAGGGAAAACAUUCGAGACAGGAACCAACAUAAAGAAAAGUCGAUAAUGCAGAAGCACUUAAGAACAGCCAUUUGCUAAAAAAAAAUGUUAAAUUUUCAUUAGAAUAACAUUAUAAAUCAUCCAUAUAAUUAUUAAAAAAAAAAUAAUAUAAAAAAUAAAAACAUUAGAUCCCUUA